AUGUCACAAGCUGAUGGCAGCACGCUGCAUGACAGAACGCCACCUGUUGAGGACCGAGAGGACGACGACGGCCUUCCAAGUCAGCAGGGUCCAGAAUCAUUACAAACCUCGCCGCAGUCAAUGUUUCUGCAGGCUCGCCAAAGACGGAAAAUUGCCGAAUUGGAGGGGAAGAUAGAGGUUGUCGAAUCUGGGCGGGCAGUGAAAGAAAGGCAUGCCCAUCAUUUCGUCCGCAGAGGCCUUAAACGCGUCGUUGUUUUGUUUGAUACUGUUGAAGAUCUUGUCGCCGAAAACGACAGAAGAUACGAGGAUAAUGACGAGGAUGCCACUCUUGAUCAAGAUCGGUUAGAGUCAGGGUACAGUAUUCUAAUGAGAACCUUGCCAUGGUUUCUCAAGAAAACCUCAGAUAUGGAGCACGACGACUACAUGCGCAUGUUAAAACUGCUGAGGCAGGGCGCAGAUGGUGCUCGAGGGGACGAUACCUCAAAACUCAAGGCUCUUGUUUCGGAUUGGGUCAAUCGCGAAUUUAGGCCCAACCCUCCGAUCGAUAUCAACGAUAAACAUUCCCAUGGAUUUACCAGUGAUGCAUGUGGAAAGUUACUUUGUCCGGCUGAACUUGAUUGGAAUGAUCCUGUGGCAGGGAUUAGAGACUGCUCUGACGGUCACAUUGUGACGGAUUUCUCUUUCCCGGUGUUUCUUUAUGACAAGUACGUUGCUGAUCCGGAAAAUCUGGAGGAAGGCCUUUUCAAGGGGAAAAUCCUGCUGCAGGGCUAUAAAGCCGUGUUCACAUCACCCUCUUCAGCGAAGGACGUGGAGGGUGACGGUGACGGUGCCGAUGUCAUUCAGAAUAACAGGCGCGCUAACAAGGCGGUGCUCGCUGGAAUCAAAGUCAAGAAACAUGUGGCCCAGAUUAUCAAGAUGGAGAAAGUCACACCUCGCUCGAUAGCAUACAUCGCUUGUCAAUUCUGGCAGACUAUCGUAGAUUUCUUCGAGAGACCCCCUGGUCGAGAAGCGCAGCAUAGGGUCGACAAACUUCUCGAGUGGUGGACCAGGAAGGUUUUUGGAAGAAGUUGCCGUGAAGACCUUACCAACGUGGUGAAGGCCAGGAUGUCUGUGAACGCUCUCGCAAGGCAAAGGGCACAAAUUGACGAUGCUACCUUCGAUUCGAAUUAA
Messenger RNA from Suillus fuscotomentosus, 1170 nucleotides. RefSeq lists its product as uncharacterized. The coding region runs from base 1 to 1170 and encodes 389 amino acids. The transcript is spliced from 8 exons. NCBI's taxonomy places the organism in Eukaryota, Fungi, Basidiomycota, Agaricomycetes, Boletales, Suillaceae. The record is from RefSeq and is a predicted model, not a curated record.